ACUGCGCCUGCGCGAGGGGCGGCCCGAGGGGUCGCCGGACGGAGCCGCCCCGAGCCCCCCCUCCCCCUCCCCGAGCGCCAUGUCGGGGGUGCAGCGCAUGAAGGUGGCCAACGAGCGGCACAGCAAGAGCAUCACGCAGAGGGGGGGCCUCCACCGGGCCCCGACACCCCAGGAGGAAAAAGCCCCUGUCGGGCCCUGGCUCUUGGCCCUUUUCAUCUUUGUGGUCUGUGGAUCAGCCAUCUUCCAGCUGAUUCAGAGCAUCCGACUUGGCGGCUGAUCGGGGGCUAAGGACACAUUGCCGCAGUGCGCCCCCCCCCUCAAGAAACUGUGGACUAUUUUAGGCCCUCCCAAGCGUCUCUGGGAGGCACCAACAACACUCCGUGUGCUGCCAAAUACUUUCUUUCACCUCGAUGCUUCUGGAACUAUAGUCUGCUUCUGUUGGUUCUUCUCUCCAGAGGGACUGUGGUGGGUGGAGGUCUCUGCUCUGGGCCCACAGACCGGGGUGGAGGGGAUCGCAACUUGGCAUUGUUUCCCAGAUACUGUAUUAAAUGCUGAAUGAGUUUCCUCAGGAGAGCCCCUGGGUGCAGGCCUACAGUGGUCUUGCAGGGCUUGGAGAGUCUGUGAAAUGGGCGGUUUGUUGAGCUCAGCUCUCUUCCACAACUGAUCACAACAUUAAAAAAAUGUCCCAUCUGAAAA
Molecule: messenger RNA, 696 nt
Organism: Sphaerodactylus townsendi
Lineage: Eukaryota; Metazoa; Chordata; Lepidosauria; Squamata; Sphaerodactylidae
Product: stress-associated endoplasmic reticulum protein 2-like
Exons: 3
Coding region: 80-277 (65 amino acids)
Biological process (GO): endoplasmic reticulum unfolded protein response
Cellular component (GO): endoplasmic reticulum
Source: RefSeq, a predicted model, not a curated record